This is a messenger RNA of Saprolegnia parasitica CBS 223.65, 534 nucleotides long. RefSeq lists its product as hypothetical. NCBI's taxonomy places the organism in Eukaryota, Oomycota, Saprolegniomycetes, Saprolegniales, Saprolegniaceae. The coding region runs from base 1 to 534 and encodes 177 amino acids. The record is from RefSeq and is a predicted model, not a curated record. The transcript is spliced from 3 exons.
AUGCAUUCAGCAGCGCUCACACACUUGCCGGACGUGUUGCCAGUGCGACUACCCAACUUGGACAACUGGGACUCGGACGAUCUCGUUUCCGCGUCAUCGGACGACCUCUCGUCGUUCAUCGCGGACGCCCCGAAAGAUCGCGCACCAGCAGCCAUGCACCGCCGACGCCGACGUAACCGCGCGCUCGAGCUCGAGCUCACGAUCACGGCGCUUCAGUCGCAUCUGGCGGAGCUCCAGCGCCGCCACCGGAAGGUCCGACGUCCGUCCAACAAUGCCAUGUAUGCUCUGGCAAAAGCCGAAGGCAUGGCGCUCCAGCGAGCGAGGCGCAAGAACGCUCAGCUCCUCGACGCUCUUUGCGAACACAUGCGACUGCGACGGCUUCUCCAGCGCCACCUCCUUCGACAAACGUCAACCACGAGUAACUCGACAGUGCAGCAUCACGUCGUCUUUUACGUCUCGUACAGAACUGGGCUUCAAGACGUUUCCUGCUCCGUCAUGGUCUACCACGACGACGCACCAACUUUUGGCCAAUGA